GCAUUGUUGUGGUUACAUGUCACAGAAGUAAUAAGAAUUAGUAAAAACCAAAAUCGAAUUCAUAUUAUUCUUGUAACGCUACUUAUUUUCUACGAAUCCUAAUUACUCGUAAAUUAGCUAAUGUAAUUCAAGCAACCAUAUAAAUGGGGACCCCAACUAACUCCUAAACCUAAAAACUUAAAUUCUCCUGCCCGACCGUGGUCCAACGCUAUAGUCAACACCGGAGUCAAGCGCGUGAGCUUCAACCGCGUCCGGACAAAUUAAAAAAACCUAGCAGAAGUGAGCUGUGUGGGACCCCACCAGCCAUGUGCUCUCCUUCCUGUCUCCACCAGCCUAGCUUCCUCUCAAAUCAUUACCUCCUUCUUCUUCUUCUUCUUCUUCUUCUCCUCGAGAGAGAGUUAGAUAGUGAUAACGAAAUCCUAAUUCCAUGGCCGACAACGACGGAGCAGUGAGUAACGGCAUCAUAGUCGAGCAGACGUCAAACAAAGGACCUCUUAACGCCGUUAAGAAACCACCGUCUAAAGAUCGACACAGCAAAGUUGACGGAAGAGGAAGAAGGAUUCGUAUGCCAAUCAUUUGCGCAGCUCGAGUUUUUCAAUUGACCAGAGAGUUAGGUCACAAGUCCGAUGGUCAAACCAUAGAGUGGCUUCUCCGUCAAGCUGAGCCUUCUAUCAUAGCCGCCACUGGAACUGGCACUACUCCGGCGAGUUUCUCCACUGCUUCUCUCUCCACUUCUUCUCCGUUUACUCUCGGGAAACGUGUCGUCAGAGCGGAGGAAGGAGAAUCCGGCGGCGGAGGAGGAGGAGGGUUAACAGUGGGACACACAAUGGGGACUUCGUUAAUGGGUGGUGGUGGUUCUGGUGGGUUUUGGGCUGUUCCGGCGAGGCCGGAUUUCGGACAAGUCUGGAGCUUUGCAACCGGAGCUCCACCGGAAAUGGUUUUUGCGCAGCAGCAGCAACCAGCUACACUCUUCGUCCGCCACCAGCAGCAACAGCAAGCUUCCGCCGCCGCAGCAGCUGCAAUGGGUGAGGCUUCAGCAGCUAGAGUUGGGAAUUAUCUUCCGGGUCAUCAUCUCAAUUUGCUUGCUUCUUUGUCUGGUGGAGCUAACGGGUCGGGUCGGAGGGAAGACGACCACGAACCACGUUGAGAAAUGGUAUUGUCUUUUUGGUAAUGUAUAGAAAAAUUCCUAUGUUUUAUGUCAUCGAAAGUGUUUAGAAAGUACCUCUAAUUUGCGGUUUCUUUUGCUCCUUUUUUACUUAAUUUAAGCUUAUUGCUUGUUUGAUUAGGGUUUUAGGGUUUAAGAAUAUUUGGUCUCGUUAAUUUGUUUCGGAGAGUGAUAGAAAGAGAGAGAGAUUGAUUGAUUGUUGUACCUAAAACGCUAUAAAAGCUCUGUUUUUACUAGCGAAACAGAGAAGUCGUUUAACUAGUGAUCAUUGCCAUUCAAUCAAGUCUCUUUAGAAAACUAAAGAAACAGCAAAAGAAACAAAUUUGAAGUUGUCCCGUUAGUUUUAAGCAUGAAUUCUAUUAUGGUUCGUUCGUUAAUGAAGUUGUCCCACUAUUUACUCUUUCGUAGUAAAGGAAACAAAUUUGAAC
Messenger RNA from Arabidopsis thaliana (thale cress), 1593 nucleotides. It is a transcript of the gene TCP11, whose product is annotated as TCP family transcription factor. NCBI's taxonomy places the organism in Eukaryota, Viridiplantae, Streptophyta, Magnoliopsida, Brassicales, Brassicaceae. The record is from RefSeq and is marked reviewed. Bases 428 to 1147 code for a protein of 239 amino acids. The transcript has a single exon. Gene Ontology annotation, cellular component: nucleus. Gene Ontology annotation, molecular function: DNA-binding transcription factor activity.